Prorocentrum cordatum is the source of this 1101-nucleotide messenger RNA. The record is from the annotation of a GenBank genome assembly. NCBI's taxonomy places the organism in Eukaryota, Dinophyceae, Prorocentrales, Prorocentraceae.
GCGAGCCGCUCCCUGGGCUACCCUGCGAUCGUCACAUGGAUGGAGGUCACCAUGCACGCUUCUCCCAGGAUGCUCAAGAAAGGUCGCAAUCUCAGCCUGGCCUUCCAGGCGGGCAAGUCGGUCGUUGCUGGGUCGCCUCGAGGUGUGGACAUGGCUAAAGUUCUCCCGCAUGGGAUUCUGCAGAAGGCUCACGAUGUGUCCCCGACCACGGGGCCCUGGACAUUUAUUGAUGACACGGUCUGCCGUAAUGAAGGUGUCGAGAUGACGGUUGUCGGGGAUAUGCAAUUUGCCGCCAGAUCUCUGGCCACCUCCUUCCAGCAGAAAGACAAGACUGGUCGCGAGCUUUCCCGGCGCCGGGAAGGAGCGGACCCCCUCGCUCACCGCGUCAAACGAACUUGCUCAGCGGUGGAUCUUGGUGUGGAUGUUGCAGGUGCUAAGGGGCGAAGCCAGAAGAAGUCCCGCACGCGGCGCGAGAGGGCCAAGCUGCGCCCCAACCGGAUCCACAAACUGCGUCGACUGCAUGGGAGCCACAAGGUAGCGCAAGACCUGUGGCGGACGGGGUCCUACCCUGCGGCCACCUUCGGACGCCAAGUGACGGGGGUCCCUCCGACCGCGGUGCUGAGCUUGCGCCGCCAGGCGGCUGUUGCCAUUGUCGGGCACAAGCGUGGGCGCUGCCUACAGACGGCGCUGCAAGCGACCCUCGGCGUCGACGACCCUGGGGCCCCCGCGCAGCUCUGCAGGCUACUCUUGCCCAAGCGGGUUGGGAAGCGUUCCCGGUUAUUACUUGGAGGCGUCACGGCUUUGCUGGCGCGGAGUAUUGGUCUUUUUCCAACCGUCGGCGACGACGCCUCCAAGGGCGCUGUCUUGGGCGACUUUGAUGAGUUGCUCGCCGCUUUCUCCGCUGACGUUGCUCGGCUUGGAUGGCGCAAGGCUGCUGCCCACCCCCGCGGCGAGACCCUCACUGGUGGUGCCGAUCUGCAGCUGGCACAGGCUGAGUUGAAUUCCUUCGUGAAGAAGGGCUCCAUGGACUUGUGGGGAGCGACGUUGGCGGUGCUCUCGGGUGGACAGUGGCCUCAGGACUGCAAGUUGGAGGCGCGCUAC